This is a messenger RNA of Plectropomus leopardus (leopard coralgrouper), 2217 nucleotides long. RefSeq names its product aquaporin 7 (gene aqp7). Gene Ontology annotation, cellular component: plasma membrane; basolateral plasma membrane. The record is from RefSeq and is a predicted model, not a curated record. Gene Ontology annotation, biological process: glycerol transmembrane transport; water transport. Gene Ontology annotation, molecular function: urea transmembrane transporter activity; glycerol channel activity; water channel activity. NCBI's taxonomy places the organism in Eukaryota, Metazoa, Chordata, Actinopteri, Perciformes, Serranidae.
GCCCAGCUUCUCCUCCUGAACUGCCUGCAAGGAGGAGGUGCCAAAUCUGCCCCAGCAAGAAACAUAGCAAAACAAGAAAAAGAAAAUACUCCCCAAAACAAAAGAGAGGAAAGAGAAGAAAAAAUGAAGGACUUGGUGCAGUCAGUAGAACUGGGGGUCUCUCAGCGGAACAGAGUCAACGUCACUCGACCCAAAGUUUGGCUGAAGAAUGAAAUUGUUCGGGUGGGACUUGCUGAAUGCCUUUGCACAUAUGUCAUGAUGGCGUUUGGCCUGGGAUCUGUUGCCCAGGUAGUGACAGGACAGGGAGCCUUCGGACAAUACCUCAGCAUCAACCUGGGUUUUGGACUGGGUGUUGCUAUGGGAGUCCAUGUCGGAGGGAAGGUCUCAGGGGCUCAUAUGAAUGCAGCUGUGUCAUUCACAAUGUGCGCAUUUGGCCGCCUUGGGUGGAAGAUGCUGCCUCUGUAUGUUUUUGCGCAGCUAUUGGGGUCAUUUCUGGCUGCUGGGACAAUUUAUGCUGUCUACCAUGAUGCCAUAUUUGACUACUGUGGAGGAAAUCUGACUGUAACAGGAGUAAAAGCCACAGCUGGUAUUUUUGCCACCUAUCCUGCACCGUACCUUUCCUUGAUGGCUGGAUUCAUUGAUCAGGUGUUUGGCACAGCUAUGCUGCUGCUGUGCUUAAUGGCUCUGUCUGACCAGAAAAACAAACCGGCCGCGCCUGGAAGCGAGCCCAUUGUAGUGGGCCUCCUGGUGCUGCUCAUUGGCAUUUCUCUGGGCAGCAACAGCGGAUAUGCUAUCAACCCCACCAGAGACAUUGCACCCAGGAUCUUCACUGCCAUAGCAGGCUGGGGGACUGAUGUGUUCAGGGCUGGUAAUGGGUGGUGGUGGGUGCCUAUAGUUGCCCCCCUCAUUGGAGGAGUACUGGGUGCAGGGCUCUACAAGGCCUUGGUGGAAAUGCACCACCCUCCCAUCUCUGAACAGGGUGAUCGGCUGGUGAGGGAGUUUGAGGAGGAGACUGCCCCUCUGGAAAAACAGGAAAACAUCUGUGCUAAUGUAUGCGUCUGAGAACCCGAGUAUGUAUAGUACUCUGGUAUACUAUAGUACACCGGCUGCGAUGCUACAUGGAUAUCUGUAUGCAGCCGAAACAUUCCAGGAUGUGGAAGGGUGGAAAAAUAGACGAUAGACAAAUUGCUUAGAUGGCAAACAGGAGGACUUUCACAAUAAGAGAGACUUGCUCAAAUAAGGUUUUGGAUAUCCUAAGCAAUUUUAAAAUGAUUGGUCUGUUUUAUGUGAUUACCUUCAUCACCAACCACAACUGCAGUUUUUUGUACUUGUCAGUGACAGCAAAACAUCGUUACACACAGCAUUACAUUAUAUGAUGUUUUCAUAUAGGACCUAUUGCUCCAAUAUAUUAUAGUAACUACAUGAAGGAGAAAAGGUUGAAAAUGAAGCCAUUUUUAUGCAUGAAAGAUGAAAAAAAAAACACACCACAGGGCUUAUAUUUCAUGUUUAUAUUAUUGAGGUAAUAGCAGCUGAUAUAACCUUGGAGGAUACCAUAAAUACCAUUCAUUUUAACAAUCAACAGGAGUCCACUUACAUGAGCUUUGAAACUUGGUUUUAUGUAAAGGAAAGUAAACAGCCCUCAAACAUUGCAGUUAAAUAAGCACGUAUCCUAAGGAAAAUAAAAUAGGAACAGUAGGAGUUGGCUCCUCACAGCUUGAAAGAGCAGCAGCUCAACUAAAGAUAAUACACAUAUUCAUCUCUCCAACAGUCCAUUUCACAGCAGCCUCAAGCUAAAAAGUGUAAAUGUGUCUUGAUUAACUUUGUAAGAGCUCCAAAGUGCUUAAACCAACAACUUAAUUAUAGAUACCUAUUAAGUCUGUACAGUGGUAUGAGUUUGGCAUCAGGAGCCCUAAAUGAAUAAAGCUAGCACACUUUAUCUCUAAAAUGCUGGAAUAUAACCUCCUCACAUGACUUCAUGGAUAUGGAGUCAUAAGAGCAGAUGUCAUUAGGCAGAAAUUAUUCACCCUGAACACAUUUUUUAUUUUUGUGAGAUUUACAGAGGAGCACAGUCGUCAGUUAGUAACUUGAUUACUAGCUUGAUGGUUUAUUGCAGUAUUUGAAAAUGUGACAUGUCAUGGUUAAGAUUUGCAUGCACUCUAAGGUGAUGUAAAGCUUGAUACUGAAGCUCUUAGGCGUCUCUCGAGUAUUUAGAGUAUA